UGCGAUUGGCCGCGUCCCCUCACGUGACCCCGCGGUGGCGGUUGCCGGGGUGACGGCGGGAGAGCUGGCGGUCAGGAGGAGAGAGAGCGCAGCCCUGCAGCUGUUUUUGUCUUGUAGAGAUUUCUGCCGUGAGAAUUGCCAGUAACAAUUCACUAUGGGGGAUAUUCUGGCCCAUGAAUCUGAAUUGCUUGGACUGGUGAAAGAGUAUUUAGAUUUUGCUGAAUUUGAAGAAACCUUGAAGACAUUUUCAAAAGAAUGCAAAGUAAAAGGAAAGCCACUGUGUAAAACUGCAAGUGGGUCAUUGAAGAAGGACUCCACGUCACUGAUGAUCCAGAAGGAUUUGGUGGCAGCGUUUGACAGUGGAGACCAGAAGUUGUUCUUCGAUUUGUGGGAGGGACACGUUCCCAGCUCCAUCAGAGAUACUGACUCCCUGGCCCAGAAGCUGGAGUUCUACCUUCACAUCCAUUUUGCCAUCUAUCUUCUGAAGUACUCUGGAGGCAGGCCGGACAAACAGGAGCUAGAUGAGAGGAUUUCUUAUUUCAAAACCUACCUGGAAACCAAAGGGGCUGCGCUGAGCCAGACCACAGAGUUUCUUCCCUUCUACGCCCUCCCCUUUGUGCCCAAUCCUAUGGUCCACCCCUCGUUUAAAGAACUCUUCCAGGAUUCUUGGACUCCAGAAUUAAAGCUGAAGCUGGAAAAGUUUUUAGCUUUAAUUUUUAAAGCCAGUAACACGCCAAAACUUGUAACCAUCUAUAAGGAGAAUGGACAGAAUAGCAAAGAAAUGCUGCAGCAGCUCCACCAGCAGCUGGUGGAGGCCGAGCGCCGGUCCAUGACCUACCUCAAGCGGUACAAUAAGAUCCAGGCCGACUACCACAACCUCAUCGGAGUCACAGCCGAGCUGGUGGAUUCUCUAGAGGCGACAGUCAGUGGCAAGAUGAUCACCCCCGAGUACCUGCAGAGCGUCUGCGUCCGCCUCUUCAGCAACCAGAUGCGGCAGAGCCUGGCACACAGUGUGGACUUCACAAGGCCUGGGACGGCCUCAACCAUGUUACGAGCCUCUUUGGUACCUGAGAAGUUGAAGGAUGUCCCAUUACUGCCCUCCCUGGAUUAUGAGAAACUGAAGAAGGAUUUGAUCUGGGGCAGUGACCGCUUGAAAGCCUUCUUGUUGCAGGCUCUGCGCUGGCGCUUGACCACGUCCCAUCCUGGAGAGCAGAGGGAGACAGUCCUGCAAGCCUAUAUCAGCAAUGACCUCUUGGAUUGUCACAGCCACAACCAGAGGAGCGUGCUGCAGCUGCUGCACUCCAAGAGCGAGGCUGUGCGCCAGUACAUGGCCAGGCUCAUCAAUGCCCUGGCGUCCCUGGCUGAAGGUCGACUCUACCUAGCCCAGAACACAAAGGUACUCCGGAUGCUGGAGGGAAGGCUGAAGGAGGAAGACAAGGAUGUCAUCACUCGUGAGAAUGUCCUUGGGGCCUUGCAGAAGUUCAGCCUCAGGCGCCCACUGCAGACUGCGAUGAUUCGUGAUGGCCUCAUCUUCUGGCUGAUCGACCUUCUGAAGGACCCCGACUGCCUGUCUGACUACACACUGGAGUACUCUGUGGCUUUGCUCAUGAACCUCUGCCUUCGAAGUGCAGGAAAGAACACGUGUGCUAAAGUGGCAGGGCUCGUGCUGAAAGUCCUUUCAGACCUCCUUGGCCAUGAGAACCAUGAGAUACAGCCAUAUGUGAAUGGAGCCCUGUACAGCAUCCUUUCCAUCCCGUCCAUUCGUGAGGAGGCCAGAGCCAUGGGAAUGGAGGAUAUCCUGCGAUGCUUCAUCAAAGAAGGCAGCGCCGAGAUGAUCCGCCAGAUAGAGUUCAUCAUCAAGCAGCUGAAUUCCGAAGAUUUACUGGAUGGUGUUCUUGAAUCCGAUGAUGAUGAAGAUGAAGAUGAUGAAGAGGAUCAUGACAUCAUGGAAGCUGACCUGGACAAAGAUGAACUGAUCCAGCCCCAGCUUGGAGAACUCUCAGGAGAGAAGCUUCUAACCACAGAGUACUUGGGAAUCAUGACCAACACUGGGAAGGCUCGGCGCAAAGGGCUGGCCAGUGUGCAGUGGAGUGGGGAUGAGCCCCUGCGUCGGCCCGUCACCCCUGGCGGCCACAGGACGGGGUGCCCAGUGCUGGGAGACCAUCUCGUUUCUCCCCAGAGUGCCCAACGAGCCAGAAAUAGCCGUCUGCAGGCCUUACCAGCCACUCAGCCGGACGUCUGCAAAGAGGGCAAACCAGGUGUCGUCGCUGGGCACGGCACAUCCUUUUCAUGUAAGAACUCUGUGGGUGCAGAGCCGGUCCUGAGCUCCUAGGUUCAAGAACCCAAGUGAAGCUGGGCCUGCAGGUGCAUGCCUGCUCCUGGGAAGCCCUGUGGCCUCAGCCACAGUCCUGGAUCUCAGAAGUCCACAGGCCUCCAGUCAUACUGACAGAUCUGGCAUCAGGCUUGUCUUCCAGAUCUCAUUGAAGCAAUGUGUCUACCACUCACAUCUAGAAGCUCCUGGAACUCAGUUUAAUAGGAGAUUUCAGAGUAGCCCAUCUCAGUGUGCUAUCUGGCUUAGUCCAUGUUCCAUGGCUAUAACAAAAUGCCAGUGGCUGGGUGUUUAUUUUUUGUGUGCUGGGAGUCAACAUUUGGUAUCUUUCUCAUCCGCCUUAUUUUUUGAAGCAGGGUCUCUCACUGAUCCUAGAGCCCACUGAUUCAGCUAGCCCCAGAGAUCGCGAAGUUUCUGCCUCCCCAGUACUGGGAUUACAGGUGCACACUGCGGUGCCCUGGCGUCUGUGUGGGUGCUGGGGACUGAACUCAGUCUUCAUGUUUCCAGAACAAGCACUUUACCAACUGAACUGUGUCUGCAGCCCUGGGCCUGGGUACUCUUUAGUUCACAGUCUAGGAAAAUGGAAAUUUAAGAGCCAGGGUUCCAUGGCUUUAACCUCUUGUGAGGGCUCCUUGGUUAUGUCACAGCAUAGUGGAUGGCACUAUGGUGGACGGACAGACAUACAAGAGACCCAGAGUAUAUGGCAAGACAAGAAGCCAGCAGCCAGGGAGGGCCAGGCUUGCUCUUUUGAUUUUAUAGCAAUUCAUUUUUAAGGGAACCAGUGAGAUACCCACAGUAACUUAAUCAGCACCUUCCCCGAGGUAGUGACACCUCCUUGACCUAGUCACCUUGCCCUUGACCCCACAUCUACAGGCCUCACCACCUCUGCACUGCCAAAUGAACCUUCAGGGGACAUUCCCAAACCUUAUCUAAACCAUCCCAAUACAGACCUAUGACCAGGUUUCAGUACCUCAGGUUUCAUGAACUGAGGGUUCAGCCACGUGUUAGAAGGCUCCAUGGCAUCAGAAUGUGCAGCUGGACACACAAACAGCCCUGAGGUCGGAUUGUGCAGCUUUGAUGUAUCCAGUCAGUGGAGUUAAGCAGAAGCUGGUGGGGGCAUAAAAGUAUAUUUUAGAUGCCAGGGGGAGAAAAGCAUUUUGAACCAGAAAUAUACAGAGUAUUUCUUUUUUAAUUUUCAAAAGGAAAUUGAAAGGAUUGUGAGUAGACCGGAUGCAACUCUAAUUCCAUUCCAGUAGGAAAAGCCACAGAGUAGCAAAGCAGAUCUCAGGAGCUCUGAUGCAUCAGCUCAUGGUUGGAGUCAAAGGCUGCCAUGCCCAGAUGCUGAGGAACCAGCUAGUCACUGAGCCCAAAGGAGGUCCCUGUGGCCCAGAGGGAGGGGAGCACUCAAGGGUCCUUUUGGUUAUGGGCAGCUCCAGAGCUUUUGCCAAGUCCCUGGUCAUUGGUUAUUUGGCCUCUGUUUGCACUUGUAAGUCCCACUAAGUAGGCCUUCACCAUGAGGGAUUAGCUCGGCAUCCAGAGAUGUCUGCUGGCUCUGCUGAUCUGGAGGAUGAGGGUCUCUUUGGAUGUGCAUUUGUUCUGAGGUCUCAUACAUGCCAGGCAAGUGUCUUACCACUGAGCCACACCACCAGCACCUGUCCCUGUCUACUGGAUAGAUUCAUCAUGCUGUUGGGGUUCAGAGUACUUGAACUUGGGCAUAGAAAUGGCUAGGUGGCAUGGGUGGCAGUUGCCACAGUCGAUAUUGAUAUUUACUAAUUUUCAAGAACAGCUGACUUCAGGCCGCAGCACACUCCACAGGCAAAGGCAGGGCAUGGUAAGUUCUAAGCCAACCUGGUCUACGUAGAUCCUGUCAAGGAAGGUGAGGCAGCAGGAGACAGACAGGAAGAAGGGGGAGGGCAGAGACAGAUGUAGAAAGAAUAUGAGUGACUAUGAGUCCGUUUCAGCCCUAGCACACUCGAGUUUCUUCUGUGAAGUCCAUCAGGGCCCUCUGCCUUGAUAGUUAGCAGUUCCCAGGGCCUCUGCCUGGUGUGGCAGCAGCUGCACACCAGACCCUGGCCCCAGGGGCCGCCUAGAACCGGGGCAGCCAUUUCCCCUGGAUGAGCACACCCUGCUAGCCUGCUCCAAGUGCUCGGAUGGUCUUCCAAGUGUCAGCUCCUUACCCUGCCCGAUUGCUCAGCCAGGCUGGGUCCCAGGCUCUCCAUUGCCUCCCACUUUCGUGUAGGCCUCAUCACACUGAACCUCAGCCCUGUCUGCAUCGUCAUCCGCCAGCCAGGCCUCCAGGCUGUCUCGUUGGAACAUCUGGUUUGCAUCUGUCCUGUUCCCGGUGU
Molecule: messenger RNA, 4674 nt
Organism: Peromyscus eremicus (cactus mouse)
Lineage: Eukaryota; Metazoa; Chordata; Mammalia; Rodentia; Cricetidae
Gene: Armc9
Product: armadillo repeat containing 9
Exons: 22
Coding region: 155-2332 (725 amino acids)
Biological process (GO): cilium assembly
Cellular component (GO): centriole; ciliary tip; ciliary basal body
Molecular function (GO): protein binding
Source: RefSeq, a predicted model, not a curated record